UCCGGCCUUUUACAUUUGCCUCCAAAAAUCGCAACCUCACCUUCUCUCCCAAACGCUCCGUUUUCUAUCACCGCCAUCUUUAGAAUCUGAGCGUUUAAUCCAGUCUGAAAAUGGUGGCAAAGGAACUCAUCAGCGUCACCGUCACGCUUCUCCUCUGCUCUCUGACUGUCAUUCAUGCUAGAAUCCCCGGCGUUUACACCGCCGGCAACUGGCAGAGUGCCCACGCCACCUUUUACGGCGGUGCUGACGCAGCUGGCACCAUGGGCGGAGCGUGCGGCUACGGAAAUCUGUACAGCCAAGGGUACGGAGUGAACACGGCGGCGUUAAGCACUGCGCUGUUCAACAAUGGGCUGAGUUGUGGAUCCUGCUUUGAGAUCAAGUGCGCCGGCGACAGAUCGUGCAUCCCCGGCAACCCCUCCAUCCACGUCACCGCCACAAACUUCUGUCCUCCGAAUUACGCCCUUCCCAACGACAACGGUGGGUGGUGCAACCCUCCCCGUCCCCAUUUCGACCUCGCCAUGCCGAUGUUCCUCCAAAUCGCCGCCUACCGCGCUGGCAUCGUCCCUGUUAAUUUCCGCCGUGUUUCAUGCAGAAAGCAAGGCGGGAUCAGGUUCACGGUUAACGGUUUCCGUUACUUCAAUUUGGUAUUGGUGACCAACGUAGCGGGUGCGGGUGAUAUCCAGAAAGUCUGGGUCAAGGGAUCCAAAACCGGAUGGAUCUCACUGUCCAGGAACUGGGGGCAAAAUUGGGAAACCAGCGCCUUUCUUGUGGGCCAGCCACUCUCCUUCAGGGUCCGAGCCGGCGACCGUCGCCAAGUGACCUCAUGGAACGUGGCACCCGCUUACUGGCAGUUCGGUCAAACUUUCCAGGGCAAGAACUUCCGAGUUUAGACUUCUCACCCCUCUACUUACCGGAAAUAUUAAACUGACCCCUGGAAAAUUCUGCUGUUCACAGUAUUUUUGCUUUUUAACCUUGCUUACCAUUCGCCACAAUUUUAAGGCCUUCGGCAUUUUCUCCUUUUUACCCCGGGAAAUCGGAAGUGUUGGGAAACUAUAACAGGAAAGUUGUGGUACCCUUUUUUCUUCUCAAAUAUGGUGUUCCUUAAUACUUUAGCUUAUGGGAUUAGGAUAAUAGGAUUGGUUUCUUGUCCAAGUAAGUGUGUUUGUAAGCCGUUGCCGGAGAGCUGUCAAGAAAUCCGGCGGCGACGCGGUGAAAUAGCGGCUGAAGCGGUUGCAGUAAAAGCAAAUAGUAAUGCAAUGUAGCCCGCAGCUGUUUUUAAUUAUUGUUUGCAGUAAAUCCUAUAUGUAAUGAAGUUAUUACAUAUACUCCUUAUAAUAUAAUCUGUAGUAUUGUUUUUUUAAGCUGAAUGUGCACAACUCAACUAAUACCAUCUAUUUUAUCAAUGUUAUUUUUAUUUUGUGACAUGAAAUGAUGUUCAUUUAAUAUAAGGUUUGGAUUUUCCUCA
Molecule: messenger RNA, 1465 nt
Organism: Cuscuta europaea
Lineage: Eukaryota; Viridiplantae; Streptophyta; Magnoliopsida; Solanales; Convolvulaceae
Source: the annotation of a GenBank genome assembly